UGAGUUUUAAGAACACCUACUAAAUCUUACCUUUCAUAAAAUGGCAGAAUGAAGCUGAUUUGCAAAAUGUGAUCAAAUAUCUACUUAAAUAUUAUGAUUUAUCGCGUGUGUAGUGUUCAAAAAGUGUGUUUUCCAUUAAUGAAUGUUGAUUGAUUACAUUUACAAAGGGUGAAUGAUUAACCAACAAAAUAAUGGCACCUCGUCGAUUAGAAGAAAUUCCUGUCAAACGUAUUGCAGCGUUUGGUUGCCGUUUAUCAUCGCGUUUACCAAGAGGUGAAAUAUUGACUGAUAUUACUGAAAAUAAAUGGAGAAUUGGAGAUCCAAUUGGUUGUGGAGGUUUCGGUGACAUUUAUCUGGCUUCUGAUGAUAUUACAAAGCCAGUAGAACACAAUUCAAAAUAUGUUGUUAAAAUAGAACCACACAAUAAUGGACCAUUAUUUGUCGAAAUGAAUUUCUAUAUAAGAGCAGCUCGAAAACCAAUGAUUCAAAGUUGGUGUAAAUCUUACGGAAGAAGACGCAUAGGAGUUCCGACUUACGAAGGUUCAGGUUCACACAUAUAUCAGAAUCAAAGAUAUAGAUUUCUGGUGAUACCACGUUAUGGUAUUGAUGUAGGAAAAUUAUUUGUUUCUUAUGGGAGAAAAUUAUCAACAAAACUGGUCAAUGGUCUUGCAGUGCAAAUGUUGGAUGCACUCGAGUAUAUACACAGUCAGGGAUAUGCACACGCGGACGUUAAGGGUUCAAAUAUUUUGCUCACAACUAAUGGACUGGGAUCGGAAGUAGAAAAAGCACAAGCAUUUUUAGUUGAUUAUGGAUUAGCUUAUCGUUUUCGUUCGGGAAAUGGUGUUCAUAAACCAUUUGUUCAUGAUGAGAGACGAGCUCAUGAAGGAACUUUAGAAUUUACAUCUAGAGAUGCUCAUCACGGAACUCACUCGAGACGAGGCGAUUUAGAAACAUUGGGAUACAAUUUAUUGCAAUGGCUGUGUGGAAAAUUACCUUGGGAAAAAGAAAAUGAAUUGCAUUUGUCAACUGUUAAUCCAGAAGAAAUUCAAGCACAAAAAGAAAAAAUGCUUUCAGAUGUUUCCUUAUCUAUACAGAAAUGUUUUUCGGGGAAAAGAAAAGCACCAGAAAAUCUUAUAGAGUAUUUCACAUAUAUUUCUCGUUUGGGAUUUGAAACUAAACCAAAUUAUACAUAUUUGCGUAAUCUUUUUUGUCAAGGAUCAAUGUUUGAGGAAAAUAUUUUAACAUUAGUAAACAAAGGUAUUACUAAUGAGAAUUUUUCCCGCUGUAAAUUUGACAGUCUCCCUUAUCUUAGGGAGAGAAAACCUUGUAGACCCGUAAAUGGAGAGAUUCGGAUAACAAGAAAUACUCAGCCGAUAGUUCCGAAGAAAGUAAUUGAAUUUAGUUGGGAGGAAGUUCUUUCUCGACAUCCUGACAAGCUAGCCAAAAUUAGUGUUUUUCCCCCACCUUUUUCUCUUACGCCACCCCCAUCGCCUCCACCCAUCACUCCAACUUCGUCUUUGCCAACCUAUGCAAUGCUAAACGUAUUGCAGAGAAUGAAAGAAAAACAAUCCGGAAUUAUUAGACAUAAAACGUCAUCAAAAUCAUCAGACAAUGAACUAAAACCAAAAUGGAUGACACCAGCCAUGGAAGAAAUUGCUCAACUGAUAAAAAGAAAUUUGGAAUUGGCAUCUCAAGCAAAAGUUUCUAAUUUAAAUAAUUCUAGAAGACUCACAAGAUCUGAAUCUGCAAAAUUAAGACGACUCGAGAAUAAAUCGACGGAAAAAAUAAAUUCAAGAAAAAGAAAGGCGUCUUCUUAAAUCUGCUUCGUGUUCCACUAUUUCAAGAUUUUCUGAUAAAGAAAGGAAUUUUCUAUGGAGUAUUAUACUUUAUUAGUAAAAAUUUAGCUCUAGGAUAGAUGAAUUUGAUGUUCCUCAAAACAAAGGAUAAGAAUUUUUCUCCUUUGCAAAAUAAGCGAAGCCUGAGACACAAGCAUCUCGCCAAUUUUAAAAAGACUGCUUCGUAAUCGACGUUUUUCAUAAAAUAAAUAUAUUUGCGCUUAAAGGCAAAUGACGAAAUAGCUUUUCUUUUUCAUCACAUUAUUUAUAGAAACAAGUAAUUUUCUAUUUCUUCUGUUUAAAAAAAAAAAAAUAUUACAAGAAAUAAUUUUUUAUGAUUAAAAGUGCAUACAGUGAAAAUUUGAGUGAUUUAAAACAAGUGAAUAAUAAAUUAAAUAUAAAAAUUAUAUUUUCUUCUUUUAUGAACAAAAAAAAAAAAAAAAAAAAUGAAAAUUAUUGCUUACAAUUUCACAGGCUUCUUUUUGUAAUCAUUUCACAAUCAGAUAAUCUCCGUUAAACAAACAUUACAAAUUUGAUUAAAAAGGAAAAGGCAUUUCAGGAAUUUGUUUUCACGAGACUUAUCAUAACUAUGAUAAUAUUUCUUUUCCUCUGCUUUGUAGAAAUAGGUCAUUUUUAAUUAACUGACUUUAAUUAUGGUAUAUUUUGAAAUUCAUCAAGCAAAUUUUGUUUAUUUUGAUUAAUUUAUAUUUAAUUAAUGUGAAUCUCGAAAAGAGAUUAGUAAUUUUUUUUUUUUUCAAUGAAUUUAAAGGACCAAUAUCAGUAAUAAACUUUUUCUUUAGUCUGCUUUAACAUUUUUUUUUUUUUUGUGAAGGUAAUAAUAAUGCCUAAUUUUGUGAAACUAAAAUAAAUAUAUCAGACAUUUUAAUUACAUAUAUUAUCUAAAUAUCAUCGAUAAAUUGUAAAUAAUAUUAUAAAGUGAGUUAACUCAUUUUUAUUAUAAGUCGUCAAUACAGAGAAGAAAUUCAUUUUUUCAUUUCGCUUCUUUUUUAUAUUAGUAGAAUAUAAUCAUUUAUAUUUUAUAUAACAAUUUUUAAUAACGAGUGCAAUUCUCCAAUUUCUUAUAAAUAAUUCCAGUAGAUUUUUAAGAAUAAUCGAGCGAAUUAAUUAAUGAAUUUCAGCUUUGGUGAGACAAAUUUUGUGAUAAUUUAAUUAUUAAAAAAUUGUAUUAUUUUUUACGCGUACCUGCGCCUGGUAAGACUAAAAAUGAUGUUGUGCAACGUACAAACGCAUAAUUAUCCAUUUAUUAACAUUAGCGUACAGUGUCAAUCAAGAACAAAUUAUUAAUCAUUACGUUUCAAUCGAUAACUUAAUUUUCGUAAUGACAUUCUUUUGUAUAGUAUUGUUUAUUGUAGAUAUAAGUAUUCGACGGUAGGGAAUAUAAAUAAAAUAAAAUAUACUGGAAAA
Messenger RNA from Leptopilina boulardi, 3260 nucleotides. Its product is annotated as serine/threonine-protein kinase VRK1-like. NCBI's taxonomy places the organism in Eukaryota, Metazoa, Arthropoda, Insecta, Hymenoptera, Figitidae. The transcript has 10 exons. Gene Ontology annotation, cellular component: nucleus; cytoplasm. The record is from RefSeq and is a predicted model, not a curated record. Gene Ontology annotation, biological process: peptidyl-serine phosphorylation; signal transduction. Gene Ontology annotation, molecular function: ATP binding; protein serine/threonine kinase activity. The coding region runs from base 192 to 1817 and encodes 541 amino acids.